AUGAAGAAUUCUAUUUAUGGUCUUGCUUUAGUCAAUUGCCUUUUUUCUUUAGAAGUGGGCGCAGCUUCAACCAGUUUCUCUACCCAGUCGCAAAUCGCUCAGCUCAAAAGGCACGUCGGAGCUGCAGCUCUUGCCCCGAAACCAAUUGAGAAAGAGCCAGAAAUCGAAACAUCAAUUGGCAGUUUGGAAAGCUCGUUUAACGCCAACACCCCAAAUCAUGUGCUACCCACGAAGACGAAUGAUGAAUCCUCGACUUCGGUCCUUCAGGCCAAUUCUCCUCCGCCAAAAAGACGUGCCAGAAGAGACCUGCUCGAUUUCUUUGCCAAAGCAAAAGCGAAAUCCUCUGGCAAGGCAGCAGCUUCCGCAACGGGCGCGGCGCAUGCUGCGAGACAAAUUAACCCUUUUCCACCAAACCCUCUCUUUUACUCCAUGGGCAACGAUUUGGGAUUCCAGCCGAUGUUUGGGGAUGAUCCAGAGUUCCCUGAAUCCAUGAUCACUGAUGGUUUUCCUCCGAUGGGGUUCCCGCAAUCAACCUCCAUGGCCUUUAGAGAAGAGUCAAGUUUCCCAUUCCGAUUCGAAGAUGAGGUUCCCUCCCCCAUGGAAUUCCCGGGCGCAUUCUUUGGAAAUUCUUUAGGGCCUCGGUCCAGCGUCUCACUUGAAAUGGAUGAAGAUGAGGCCCUUCCGCUCCGCUUCGCCAACGAUGUCUCUUCGAUGUCGGACUCCUCAAACACAGAUGAUGAGACUGAAUCAGAAGCAACUGUCGUAGUCGUACUUGAAAUAGAAGAGGAUACAACUCAAUCGGAAGAGCUCAUAAUUGUGGAGCUUUCAGACGAUGACGACGAGAGCACAUCAGAAUCUUCACAUUCCGUCUUAUUGUCAAUACGAGAUGACGAGGAUUUAUUAGCUGAAGACGAUAGUGACUCCGCAGAUGAUACCAUAAUUGUGGUGGAAAUAGAUGAAGACGCGCGAAUCCUCGCCCCAUUCCAGGAGGAUGAUUCACCAAUGGAUGACUGUUCGAACGAAGAUGGAGAGGAUCUAAGCUCGACAACAGUUUCAGACGAAUCAGAAGAAGAUCCCGACUGUUCCGACCUAACCAGCGAUGAUGAUGAGGUCGAUGAAGAUACUGGAUUGAAAAUAGCAUCAAUCGAAGCAGACGGUGAUUGUUCAAUCCAAUCCGACGAUGAUGAGGUGGAUGAAGAUACCGAAACUGAAGCUCUUAUAAUCGUCUUACCGGAAACCGUAGAGGACCCAACUUUGCUUUCCCAACCGGAGGAGGAGGGCCUCAUGACAGACGCAGAGGAUGCAACGAUCUCGGUAGCUCAGAUUUUCGUUGUAGUGGAUGCUAAUGUUUCACCGCCGUCUUUGCUCGUUCAAGGCGACCGACCGUCUAUAAGGGGCUCAACUUCAUUGGUGUCUGUAAACAAACUUGGUGCGCUUACUUCCCCCACAGCCUAAUAAGUGAAGAGGACGACAGCGAUGGGGGGC
This is a messenger RNA of Puccinia graminis f. sp. tritici CRL 75-36-700-3, 1485 nucleotides long. RefSeq lists its product as uncharacterized. Lineage: Eukaryota; Fungi; Basidiomycota; Pucciniomycetes; Pucciniales; Pucciniaceae. The coding region runs from base 1 to 1455 and encodes 484 amino acids. The transcript is spliced from 2 exons. The record is from RefSeq and is a predicted model, not a curated record.